Messenger RNA from Penicillium verhagenii, 447 nucleotides. RefSeq lists its product as uncharacterized. The record is from RefSeq and is a predicted model, not a curated record. Lineage: Eukaryota; Fungi; Ascomycota; Eurotiomycetes; Eurotiales; Aspergillaceae. The transcript is spliced from 2 exons. Bases 1 to 447 code for a protein of 148 amino acids.
AUGCUCAAACCACUAAUCAGUGGCGGUCGAUCUUCGGCGGCUCUCUGCGACGUUAUGGGUUUCACCCUUUCGCCCAACCCUGUCAAUUGGCUGGUCCCUGCAGGGUACCUGAGAUAUCGACACCUGCACUCUCUGCCCUGCCAAGCUGAUAUCAAAGCUUUCGGUAAGAGCAAUUUCGUGCUAGGAUCACAAAGCUUGGUCCUUGUCAGGGGUAUAGCCACAUGGAAGGUUAUGGAGGCUUGGGAUGGUCUCAACCAGAUGUCAACUAUGGAACUUUCAAUCAAUUACUCCGUAUGGGCUGUCAAACGUCAAACUAAUUUAGACAGAGUCAUGGUCAGCAUUGCAGUGUCUAUUGUUAAGCUUUUGAAAGUCACCACGCGUCAGUCACGAAAACUGGUGGUUGAGCCUUUAACUGCUGGUAUGAUGGUCAUAAUUCAGGACUUUUGA